AUGGAAAAAAAAAGUAGUCCAUUCGAUGGAGAUAAAGAAAAAAUAGAAAAUACUUUUGAUGAAAAAAAUAAAAAUUUAUCAUUUGAAGAAAAAGAAGAUAAUAAAAGUGAAAGUAUAAACAAAGAAAAAAGUGUAAAUGAGAAAAAUAUUGUGAGCAAUUUUAAAAACAGUGAAGAGAAUAAUGAUGAAAGCAAAAAAAGUAAGACACUUGAAAUUUUAGAAGAAAAGUUAGAAAAACAAAUUAAAACUAUUGAAGAAAACUCUAAAGCUAUUUUUACUUUAGAAAAUAGAAUUAAGGAAUACUUAAAAGAAGAAAAAGAUCUUUCCAUUUACAAAAAUGACUUAUAUGAGAAAAAUUAUGAUAAAAAAAAUAAAGGUAAAGAAAAAGAUUUAGUGAAAGAUCAUGAAGAAAAUAUAAAUUUAAAUAAUGAAAAACAAAACAUAGAUAUAUUAAUAAAUGAAGAAAAUAAAAAUACAGUAAUAAAAAAAGAAAAUGAUUAUAUAAAGAGCAAUCAAAAUGAAAAAGGGGAAGAUGGAUGUGAGAAAAAUAUAAUUAAUGAAUUAUUUUAUGAUAAUGAUUUUGAUAAAUAUGACGAUGUUGAUGUAUGGAAUAAUUUAAAUUAUGCAUUUGUUGAAGAUAUAAAAAUACUUGAUAUAAAUGAGGAUAAAAGUGAUAUGAAUAAAUUUAAUGAAGAAAAAGAAACAGAAAGUAAAUUGAAAAAAAAAAAAUUGAUAAAACAUUUAAUGAAAUCUAUCGGUGGAGAAGUAGAGAAUGAUGAAGAAAAAAAUGAGUUAGAAGCAGAUAUGAAACUUAAAAAGGAAAAAGAAAAAAAUGAAACAGAAAAUUGUGACAAUAAAAAAAAUGAAAAUGACAAAGAUAGUGAAGUAAAACAACUAUCCCUAAAUUCCAUCGAUAAAUCUUUUAUACAAGUUCCAUUAAAAUGUAUAUUGAAUACAUUCAGAAAUAUACAAAAGGAGUUAGAAAAAAAUAUUAUGAUAAUAACAUUAUUUAUUGAAAAAAAGUUAACAAAUUUAAAUGAUGAUACAUGUAUAGAUAAAUUAAAUACUAUAAUAGAAAAAUUACAAAUUCUAAAAAAUAAAGUUAAUGAAUCCAAAUUGCUAUUAAAUAAAUAUGUUAAAAGAUUAGUGAAUAGACUUAAAUAUAUUUAUUUUGAGGCAGAUAUUCAACUAGAAAAUUUGAAACAUGAUUUUAGAUUUGAAACUUAUGAAAAUAGAAUCAAUUGGUUAAUAGAUGGAUAUUUAUCAAGAUAUGGAUAUUUUGAUACAGAAGAAGUAUUUUGUAAAAGAUACAAAUUACAAAAUUAUUCAGAUGCUGAUGUUUAUAAAGAUUAUUUAGGAAUAAUAAAUGAAUUAAAAAAUCAUAAUACGAAACCAGCAUUAGAAUGGUGCCAAAAAUAUAAGUCUCAAUUAAAAAAAAUUGAUUCUAAUAUAGAAUCAGAGCUGCAUUUGCAACAUGUUAUAAAUUUAAUAUUUGAAAAAAAGUUUUUUGAAGCUAUUGAAUAUAUUAAAAAAACAGUAUCCGAACCUGAAGGUUGUAUAACUUAUGAUGUCAAAUAUAUAAUUACACAUAUAGGUUUAAAUAACAGUACAUUAUCAUUAAAAGCAUUUAAUGAAAAAAGAUGGAAGAAAAUAAUAAAAAUAUUUAAAAAGGUAUAUUCAGAAAUAUCAGGAGUAUUAAAUAAGCCAUUACUUGAAUUAUUAUUAAAAGCUGGUAUUUCAGUUAUAAAGACAGAACAUUGUGGAAAAAAAAAAUCAACAAAAUGUCCAACAUGUAUUGAUGAAUUAAAGAAUACUAUCAAUUGUUUACCUCAUAUACAAAAAACAAGAAGUUUUUUAGUUUGUCCAUAUACGAAUGAAGUAAUGGAUGAAAAUAAUCCUCCAUUUACUACACCUGCGGGACAUGUAUAUUCAGAAAAAGCCAUUUCAUUAUUUCUUAAAUCAGAUGACCUCUUUGAGUGUCCUAUAACGGAAGAAAAAUAUCGUAUUGAAGAAUUCUCAAGAUUAUUUAUAUGA
Molecule: messenger RNA, 2034 nt
Organism: Plasmodium gallinaceum
Lineage: Eukaryota; Apicomplexa; Aconoidasida; Haemosporida; Plasmodiidae
Product: conserved Plasmodium protein, unknown function
Exons: 2
Coding region: 1-2034 (677 amino acids)
Biological process (GO): proteasome-mediated ubiquitin-dependent protein catabolic process
Cellular component (GO): nucleus; GID complex; cytoplasm
Molecular function (GO): ubiquitin protein ligase activity; protein binding
Source: RefSeq, a predicted model, not a curated record